AUGACUAGCAUGCGUACUGGUGGAGUAUUCUUCCAAAUAUUGGUUACGACAAGGAACCCGUUUCUGGAUGUUAUCACAAAGAACCAUUCUCUCAGUAGCGCUGAUUCGGAUGUCAUGAAGAAUUAUAAACUUAGAUUAGGUAAACUUAAACGUCGCUAUGGAGGGGGAAGUGGCUUCGGUGAUGGGAAUAAUGGCGAAAGAGCUGGGCACGUGGCUUUUGGGCCUGCGGAACAGGUUGAUGAACCGAAUUAA
Messenger RNA from Sclerotinia trifoliorum, 252 nucleotides. The record is from the annotation of a GenBank genome assembly. NCBI's taxonomy places the organism in Eukaryota, Fungi, Ascomycota, Leotiomycetes, Helotiales, Sclerotiniaceae.